CUCCAAGUUAGGCGCGCUGUUGGCUGUCAACGUUCUUUAGGACCUCAGGGAAACCGGGACAUUUCUGGCUUUAGGACCCAGGAACUCCGAGGCAGCCUAGACUUAGAUGCCUUGGACCACAGCACCACCUACUUAUAGAAGCAUCCCAAGCCUCAGCCGGUCUGCAUCUCCAUCGGAAAGUGCGCUUGCCACAUCCCUUCGGAUCACUUCGUCCUCCCGAGAGCGUUCUGCCUUCUACAGCUCGGAAAGAAAGAAAUCUUAGCUGUGAAGUGACCGUGGAGAAAGCGCAGGAAGCGACACAAUUGGUUAGGGAGGCAGAGAGUGUGAGCGGGCGCACCCCUUGCCUGGGGACCGCGCUCGCGGGCGGGGACGGAGCAUCCCAGUGGCUGCACCCGCCGCUCCGCGCUCCUGCCUGGCGUCGCCAACCCCGCGGCGGCCGCUGGAAUUCCAGAGCUGCCAGGCGCUCCCAGCCGGUCUCGGCAAACUUUUCCCCAGCCCACGUGCUAACCAAGCGGCUCGCUUCCCGAGCCCGGGAUGGAGCACCGCGCCUAGGGAGGCCGCGCCGCCCGAGACGUGCGCACGGUUCGUGGCGGAGAGAUGCUGAUCGCGCUGAACUGACCGGUGCGGCCCGGGGGUGAGUGGCGAGUCUCCCUCUGAGUCCUCCCCAGCAGCGCGGCCGGCGCCGGCUCUUUGGGCGAGCCCUCCAGUUCCUAGACUUUGAGAGGCGUCUCUCCCCCGCCCGACCGCCCAGAUGCAGUUUCGCCUUUUCUCCUUUGCCCUCAUCAUUCUGAACUGCAUGGAUUACAGCCACUGCCAAGGCAACCGAUGGAGACGCAGUAAGCGAGCUAGUUAUGUAUCAAAUCCCAUUUGCAAGGGUUGUUUGUCUUGUUCAAAGGACAAUGGGUGCAGCCGAUGUCAACAGAAGUUGUUCUUCUUCCUUCGAAGAGAAGGGAUGCGCCAGUAUGGAGAGUGCCUGCAUUCCUGCCCAUCCGGGUACUAUGGACACCGAGCCCCAGAUAUGAACAGAUGUGCAAGAUGCAGAAUAGAAAACUGUGAUUCUUGCUUUAGCAAAGACUUUUGUACCAAGUGCAAAGUAGGCUUUUAUUUGCAUAGAGGCCGUUGCUUUGAUGAAUGUCCAGAUGGUUUUGCACCAUUAGAAGAAACCAUGGAAUGUGUGGAAGGAUGUGAAGUUGGUCAUUGGAGCGAAUGGGGAACUUGUAGCAGAAAUAAUCGCACAUGUGGAUUUAAAUGGGGUCUGGAAACCAGAACACGGCAAAUUGUUAAAAAGCCAGUGAAAGACACAAUACCGUGUCCAACCAUUGCUGAAUCCAGGAGAUGCAAGAUGACAAUGAGGCAUUGUCCAGGAGGGAAGAGAACACCAAAGGCGAAGGAGAAGAGGAACAAGAAAAAGAAAAGGAAGCUGAUAGAAAGGGCCCAGGAGCAACACAGCGUCUUCCUAGCUACAGACAGAGCUAACCAAUAAAACAAGAGAUCCGGUAGAUUUUUAGGGGUUUUUGUUUUUGCAAAUGUGCACAAAGCUACUCUCCACUCCUGCACACUGGUGUGCAGCCUUUGUGCUGCUCUGCCCAGUAUCUGUUCCCAGUAACAUGGUGAAAGGAAGCACCACCAGCAUGGCCCCUGUGUUAUUUAUGCUUUGAUUUGAAUCUGGAGACUGUGAAGGCAGGAGUAAGUGCACAGCCCGUGACUUGGCUCAGUGUGUGCUGAGAGAAUCCGUCCCCGGCACCAUGGACAUGCUAGAGGUGUGAGGCUGCAGAACACCGCUGGAGGACGGACUUGUGCCUAUUUAUGUGAAAGAAGAUGCUUGGCAGGCAAUGCGCUAUUCACUCGUGACCUUUAUUUCUCACAUUGUGCAUUUUCAAGGAUAUGUUUGUGUGGAUAUCUGCUUAGUGUUACCACAUGGUAUUCUCAGCAUGUUACCUUCACACUGUUGUGCGAUGAAACUGCUUUUAGCUGAGGAUACGCUCUGGAAAUUCCUGCUCAGUUUCACUGCAGCCCUAAUAUGUACAUAUACUGCAGGAGCUACAUAUAAAGCUCUUAUUUACUGUAUAUUUAUGCUUUCUUGUGGGUAACAAGUCAUACCUGAUUAAUAUGAUGCCACUUUGUUUCUAGUGGUUCCUAACCCAUUGUCUGAUAAAUGACUUUUCUAGUUUGGGGAAUUGACACUUGUUUUGUUGCCUCUUGAAACUUUUUUUUUCCCCCUCAUUGUGGGCUUAUUUCUCAUUGUAAGGGUAGGAUAAACUAGUUUUUGUAUAUAGAGUCAAAUGACCAGUGUCAAAGAGUUUGCAUAUUGGGUAGACCUUCUUCACUUCACAUGUCCCACACAUAUAGAUAAAGCAGCAGGUGGCAUCUGGCAAUCAGAAGCCCAAACUGCCUUUCAGUCUAAGAUGUGAUGACUUUGAUGAAACACAACUGAAAACAUGAGGGACUAUAUCCAGUCACUUGUAGCCAGUUUCACAGGCCAGCUACAGAAUUGUCCAAACAUUAUUUCUGACUGCAAUUUUUUUUCCCCCAAAUUUAAAGCAAUCCCUGGCUUUAAAUGACAAGGCACCUACCAAUGUUCUUGGGUCACUGAAGAAGCUACUACCAUGAGCCUGUGCAUAGAAUUUUAGGAGAUAAAAGGAUGAAUUUCUGUGACUGCCAGUCAGAUCUUAACAGGUUUCUGUUGAGCCAGAAUCUGUUUCAGAUCCAAGAUGGAGAGGAACACUAUGGAAACUUCCCAGGUGACUUUCAGAGCAGUUGUUUCAAACACAUCAUUGUCCUUUUAGGGGAACCAGUUUUUAGAAGGUUGUGAAUUGGCUUUUUCACAAAGCAUUAUUAUCUUCCUGGCUGAUCCAGGAGAAAAUUAGAACAGAAAAAUAAUGGUUGUGGAUUUUGAAACAAAGCAAGGUAAAGCCUUUUUUUUUUCACCUUGCAUUGGCAAAACUACCUCUUCAGUGUUUUUGUUUAACUUUUGAUUCAAAAGCAUCUUACCAAUAAGGAUAAAUAUCAUAUACAUCGUUAUGAAAAUAUUGCUAUGAGAUAAUAAGCCACAUAUGAAUGUUGUAUACAACUUUAGGGUUUGCAUUUAAUCCUGAAGUGUUACCUCCUUUCAUGUCUAUUUACACUAUUUUCCCAUUUACUAAGUGGGGAGGGGGUCUCCUUAUAUAGUGCUUCAUCGUUAAUAAGUCAAUACCUGUUGUUCCUGGGAUGUUCUUUUUUGUGCAUUAAAAACUUCAAAAUUA
Messenger RNA from Pan troglodytes (chimpanzee), 3242 nucleotides. It is a transcript of the gene RSPO2, whose product is annotated as R-spondin 2. NCBI's taxonomy places the organism in Eukaryota, Metazoa, Chordata, Mammalia, Primates, Hominidae. The transcript has 6 exons. The coding region runs from base 752 to 1483 and encodes 243 amino acids. The record is from RefSeq and is a predicted model, not a curated record.